AAAAUAACAACACACGGUGCGAGGCCGUUAUUAUUCUGAGUAUCCUCCACCACACACACAAGAAAAGAAAUAAAUUUUUCAAAGUUGAUUUGUCAUAUUCAUUAUUUUGCAAGUGCAUUUUUGUUUUGUUAGAUUUGUAGUAUAAACGUUUAGUUACAAAGAUGAACGAAGGCGAAGGAACCUUGGUGGAUAAGUCUGAGAGCAGUUCGUUUGAGGACCUGGCUUCUGCUGCGGCCCAGGAGAUCGAGGAUGCCAAGAUUGCUGAAGCAGCUGCAAAUGCACAAGCCAACCCGAAGUCACCUGACGAGAAAAAGGAAGAGUGGCAGGAUGUCUUGGGGUCAAAGGCCAUCCUAAAGAAGCAACUGAAACAAGGGGAUGAGUCUGAGGGGCUGCGGCCUCAGCGCGGAGAUAUCUGCAGAAUCAGCUAUGAACUGAAGCUAAGAGAUGGCAACCAACAUGUUAUUGAAAAAAGAGACCAGCUUAAAAUAUAUCUUGGGGAUAAUGAGCUGCUUCAAGGUUUGGACUUGGCACUGACCCUUAUGUACAAAGGUGAAGAGUGUAUAUUGCAACUAGCUCCCCGGUUCGGCUACGGAGACACUGGACUGAAGGCUGGCGAGAGUCUGGGCCUCAUUGGAGACACUACAGGAGCAAAGUAUGACGGACCUAACAUUGGACCAGAGACAUGGCUGGAGGCGCGGCUCCAGCUGCACGACUGGAGUGAAGAGCCUGACCAUGAGACUUUAUCUAUCGCUGAAAGAAUGGAAAUUGGCAUCCGUCGCCGCUCGCGCGGCAACUGGUGGUACGGGCGUGGCGACUCGACCCUAGCGGUGCAGCUGUACCGUCGAGCGCUAGACGUGUUGGACGAGAGCGAGGGCGGGAUCACCUCGCCCACCAGCAGCGGGGAGCUGCCGUCGACGUCUCAAGCGCUUGAAGCGCUGCUUGACGAGCGGCUGCGGGUCCAUAAUAACAUGGCGGCCGCGCAGCUGAAGGCUGGCGCGUAUGAUGCCGCUUUGCAGGCAGUAACCCGCGUGCUAUCCUGCCAGCCGAACAACGCGAAAGCGCUAUUCCGCAAAUCCCGCAUCCUAAGUGCCAUGGGGCGUAACUCCGAAGCGCUAGAAGCGGCUCGCAAGGCCGCGGCCGCCGCGCCAGAGGACAUAGGCGCUAGGAAGGAGCUACAGAAGUGUGAACAGAAAGCGAACAGAGAUCGCUCGGUGGAGAGGAAGUUGGCCAAGCGGAUGUUGGGCACACAGCCACAGGGGAAGGGGGGGGAGAAGGCGCCUGAGAAGAAACCGUCGAGGUCUAAGGUGCUGGUGUGGGGCUCGCUGCUGCUCAGCCUGCUGGUGGGCGUGGCCAGCGUGCUCGUGUACCGGUACAAGAUCGCCGCGCACUGACCGCACACUUUCAGAUGAACGAAAGCAAUACACGUGUUAAGUAGAAGAGAAACUUAACUUCAUUGUUUUAGAUAGCGACGUCUGUCGUCCACAUUUUCGACCCUUGCUUGCAGACGAGGGGGCCUAUUCUCUAACUCUGAAUAAAUACUCACAGAGGUGAGUCAACUCUUUUACUGUUGCAGUAUAUCGGG
Plutella xylostella (diamondback moth) is the source of this 1582-nucleotide messenger RNA. RefSeq names its product peptidyl-prolyl cis-trans isomerase FKBP8. The record is from RefSeq and is a predicted model, not a curated record. Lineage: Eukaryota; Metazoa; Arthropoda; Insecta; Lepidoptera; Plutellidae. Gene Ontology annotation, cellular component: endomembrane system; membrane; cytosol. Gene Ontology annotation, biological process: negative regulation of apoptotic process; protein folding. Gene Ontology annotation, molecular function: protein binding; peptidyl-prolyl cis-trans isomerase activity; protein folding chaperone.